This is a messenger RNA of Cuscuta campestris, 2547 nucleotides long. The record is from the annotation of a GenBank genome assembly. Lineage: Eukaryota; Viridiplantae; Streptophyta; Magnoliopsida; Solanales; Convolvulaceae.
GCACACUCAAAUCUUUCAUCGCCUUCUUCACGAGAAUCGUCUGAUAAAAUUCUCAAGAACCCUAAUUUCUUCAGAUCUUCUCAAUUUUCUGAGAAAAUGAAGGUUGUCGGUGCAAAUGUCCACUUCCAGAAGUUAGAAGCCAAGUGCUCAUCACCAACAUUCUUUCAAAGCUAUCUGCAAAUGAUAGCCGCUCAAGAACUCUCCGAUUUUCUUCAAAUGGAAAUUCGCCUCAAAUUCGAGGAAGAAGUUCUUGAAUUCUACAGAAAUGGAGAGUUCAAAACUGCUCAUUCAAAGAAGAACCCACAGAGGAUGUUUCCAGUCAUCAAGUCCACUGUUGGAGGUACAAAAGUGAAGCUUUCGCAAAAGAAAUUGGGAGAAAAGCUUCGCCUUCCCAAUUCUGGAGUUGAAGUUGGGAAAUUUCCAGUCAAAAAUCUGGACUGGAACAUCAUUGGAAUAUCUGGGCAAGUUCCUUCUGGCCCAGCGAAGAAAGCAGAUCUAAACAACGAUUACAAGUUGGUUUUGGAACUGGUCAUCGCUUGCCUCGAGUGUGGAAGUGGAGGUCAUGCCGAUGACAUCACCCAGGAGAGAGCCUUCAUCAUCAACUCUCUCAUUACCAAAACUAAGGUAAAUUGGGCUGCACACUUUUUCAAAUCCAUUUCAAAACAUCUAGGAAAGCACAAUCAGAAGUAUCUCUGUCAAGGUCUGUAUAUUGGACACAUUUUGGAAUCUAUGGGCGCUGCAGUUAAAGGGAAAAAGUAUGAAGCCAGAUACUGGUUGUACUACUUAUCCUCCAAAGGAGAAAACAGAGCUAGUGCUAGUGCCACUGCAGAAGAAAGCUCAUCAGACAAUGUUCCACUCAUCAAUUUCGCAAAGACUACCAAGAGAAAGCAUGUGGUGUCUCCCUCUCCCAGUGCUGAAGCACCACAGAAUCUUGCUCCAAUAAAUCUUGAAGAAGAAGAAGAAUUCUCUGACCAAGGAGAACUUCAAAGGAAGAAGAAGAGGAAGAUCAACUCUCCAUCAACAUCUGGAAAUGUCAUUUCGGAUGAGUUGAAGGAGAAGGAACCUGUUGAGGAAACCUAUGCUCAAAACCGGAGCCCUCAACAACUUGAAGAAGAAAUUCCUCAAGUCCAAAGCCUUCCAACCUCAUCACCUCAACCUCAAAUAGAUGAUGCAGAUAACCAAUUCUGGCAGCUCUACUAUGGGUGGAAAGCCUGGAAAGUUGGAAAUUCAGCAGAGCAACUGUUGAAUUGGGACCAACAACUGAAGAAUGAAAAGAUCAUCAAAAAGUGCUUAGGAAUACCAGUCAACCACAACUAUGAGCAAAUUUUGGAUGAAUACUGGGUAUGGCAAAGGAAUCCUGAAGACUUGCAUCUGGAAUACCUGGCCAACACACCAGUUUCAGACUUUGAAGCAGAUGAUGAAGAUCCUGCAGUCUUCAAGUCAGUCUACUCAAAAGACACAGAGGAUCAAGUGGUUUUCACUUCUGAAGCACAAGGUGUUUUGGAAGCAGCAGCUGAAGAUUUCCGAACACUUCCGGAAACCUCACAUGUGUCUGAAAUGGUUCUAACUGAAGUUGUAGAAGAGAAGACAACCUCACCCCCACAAGAACAGAACCAGGAAACAGCAAAAGAAGAAGAAUUUCAGCCACUAAUCCCAUCUAAAGUUUUGGAGAUUCUCACCACUCCUUGUGAGAUCUCCAAUCCUACUGAAAUUGAAAUCCCGGAAAAGUCAGCAGAAAUCCUGGAACAGUCAGCUCUUCCAGAAACAAUGGAGCAAGCUGUUGAAGCACAAAGGAAUUCUGGAGAAGCUAAAAAGGGAACUCAAAUGGAAGAACUAGAGACAAAGAAGGUCCAAGGGCUGAUUGAAUCAGCCCUAGCAUCUCAACAUGCCUCCUUUAGGCAAGAGAUAGAGCAAAUGGAAGUCAGGCACACCCAGGUGAUAGAAAAAUCUGAAGGAAAACACAGCGCAGAUCUCAAAGAAAUAAGCAAAUCAAUGCAGAAGACUCUGGAGAUCAUCUCUCUAUUGAGUGAAACUGUGAGCAACACGAUGGAAAUAUAUGCCUCUGACAGUCAACUUCAACUCAAAGAGAUCAAUAAAGUCAAAGAGCAAAUAGCGAGUGUCACAGUUAGUCUCCAAAAACAGAUGUCCCUUCUCCAAAUGGACAUCAGAUCAGCCCUAGCAGUAGAUUCUGCAAAUCAGGUAGUGACCAAAGACUACUUGAAGGUGAUCAUUGACAAUCAAAAGGAAGCAUACAAGCUGUUCAGACUUAUUGGCGCAAAUUCUGGAAACCGCAAGAUGGAAGUGAUUCUCCAACAACACAGUCCAUCUCCAAUACCAGAGCUCCCUAUUGCAGUCAAAGAAGGAGAAAUAUCUUAUAUUCCUUCUCAUCUGAACUUGACAAAUCUAAUCCUUGAAGCAUAGCAAAGAAAUCCGGAAAACUCACCACAGCUUCUAUCCAGCUCAGGACUGGAUGGAACAAAAUUUAUAGGUACAGUUGUUGACCACUUCUCAAAUGAUGCUCAAUCAGAAGAAAGACGUGAAAAUUUA